CCUGGCCAGCCUGGGCUUCCUCAACCACACGGCGAGGAUGCGGUCUUGACACAACAGCCUGAACCAGGCCAAGAUCGCGGAGCCGACUGUGCACCACUAUCUCAAAAACGUGGCCCAGUUCCUGGCCUACGUGGCCGAGACCCCGCCGCCCACCUGCCGACUCUCCCGGACGGUCAUGGUGGGGCUGAACCGGGAGAUAAAGACGAUGAUCCGGUCAGUGCGGCGGAAAGUGGUCAUGCACGAGGUGAGGGUUAAACAGGCCAAGGCGGGCCGCCUCAUCACCAAGGCCACUCUCCGCCAGUGCGUCGCCUCCACCAAGGCCGCCAUCCCUGACAUCCUGGGUGAGUUUUUGCCUCCUCUCACACUCGUCUCUCCGACCUCGCACGCGCCUUGACACUUAACGCUUCUCUCUUUUCUCGCAGCCCGUCUCAGAGAGACGGCCGACAGGGCCCUGCAAUGGUCCUUCUACGGGCACCUCACCGCCUACCUGGCCUGUAUCUACGGCCAUCGCGGUGGGGUGUUCCAAAACAUGACCAUUGCGGAGGUGGAGGCGGCCAAGACCGGAUCGCAGGAGGGGUGCUUCAUGAUCAACAUCUCGACUCAUAAGACCAACCAGGCCUUCGGGGCGGCACAGCUGGCCUUGAGUGGCGAGGAGUACGGGUGGCUGGCCGACUUCCUGGACAUGAGGCCCUACUUGGUUGGAGGUGAACACGCGCACUACUUUUUCUUCACCUCCAAGCCCAGCUCGUGCAAGAACCUGAAUCAAUACUUUCAGGAGGCAUGGGCUGGGAUGGGCCUCCCGGGGAGUCCGACGUUUACGGACAUCAGGACCUCCAUCGCCAGUCACGCCAAGAACUUGCACACCUCCGGGGAUCGGCAGAAGGUGGCGCAGUUCAUGUGCCACGACACCUCCACGGCCGACCGGUUCUACGCCCUGAACCUGGAUGCCAGGCAGGCGGCCGAACACUGCCGCCUGUUCGAGGUGGCCGUGGAGGGUGAGGACGCUGCCCCGGGGUCCCCGAAGGCAGAGAAAAGGCCGAAAGGGGAAAAGGCCGGCAAAGAGUUCGGGCAAGCGCCGGGCACCUACCACCAGCCCGCCCACCUCCUCCAGCCCGUCGCCCUCUGGCAGCCCGUCGGGGGAGCAACGCCCGGGGGAAUCCGCUUCCGAGACGACUACGCCGUCCAAGCGGCGCAAACAGGGCAUGCCAAAGAAGAAGGGAUUCCCUCGGGCUCACCUAUCACCCCUGAAGCGGAUGAUGCUGCUGAAGGUUGCCAAGAGGGCACGGAAACAAACAGUUUUCUUUUAAAUUUUUAUUUGCCUUUUUUUUAUUGUUCUGUUUAUUGUGUUCUCGUGUUCUUUUUGUGUUUUUUUAUUGUUGAAUAAAUGUUCCAAACGUUCCUACUGUCAUGUCUUUUUU
Molecule: messenger RNA, 1418 nt
Organism: Megalobrama amblycephala (Wuchang bream)
Lineage: Eukaryota; Metazoa; Chordata; Actinopteri; Cypriniformes; Xenocyprididae
Exons: 4
Coding region: 530-1384 (284 amino acids)
Source: RefSeq, a predicted model, not a curated record